AUGGUAGAAUCACCAAAAGUUAGAAGAACAUCAUCAAGUCAAAGAUUAUAUAAUAAUAAUAUUAAAUGGGUUACUGUUAGACCAUCAACAGAUAAUAAUAAUAAUAAUAGUAGUCAAAAAAGAAGUAGUAAUAUAAAUAUUUUUACAGGUGAAAGCCACCAACCUGAAGAAUUUGAAAUUGAAAGCCAUGGAAGUAGUAGUAGUAUUGGUACAAGUUUAGAUGAAUAUAAUCAACAUUAUUUACAAGCACAACAACACCAACACCAACACCAACAACAUAAACAUAUAUUUGGGUCAUCAUUUGUUGAUUUAUCCGGUUUCACACCAAAUAGUUUUGAAUUCAAAUAUCCAUCAGUUGGAAAUUCUCCAAGUGUAACUGUUUCAUCAUCAUUAUCACUAUCAUCGUCAAUCAUGGGUACAAGUUCUGGUAAAAGUAAAUUAUCAUUGGACACUUGGAAACUUGCCAAUCCAGAUUCCACAAUUACAAUUAAAAAAAUAAAAACAAGUCCACGUGGAAGUAAAGAAGAUAUUUUUAAUGCUGAUUCCGAACAACAACCACAAUCAUCACCACAAUUACAAUUGCCAUUACAUCCACAACCACAACCACAAUCACAAUCACAUAUAACUAGUAAUGCUAAUGCACCACAAUCUUCAUUUAAUAAAGUACAACCACAAGGACAAGAACCACAAUCAGUUGUAAAUAGAACUAGAUCAAGACAAUUAUCUAAACCACCAGUUUUCAUUCAACAAUUUCAAAAUCAUCAUCAUCAACAACAACAACAACAACAACAACAUCAAUUAUCAACAUCUCAAUCAUCUGCAUCAUCAUUAAUUUCACAUACUCAAAGAAGAUUAUCAAGAGCAAAACAACAUCAAGUUGAAUUUAAUAAUAAUGGUAAUGGAAAUAGUAAUAAUGGUAAUGGUGAAAAAGUACAUUUACAACAUGCAUUGGUUUUAUAUAGUUUUGAUGCUGAUCUUGAAGAAGAAUUAAAUUUAAUUAAAGAUACUACAAUCAUUGUUGUUGAACAAUGUGCUGACGGUUGGUGGAAAGGUAGACAUUUAGAUUCCACCAAAGUUGCUACUUUCCCUGCAAAUUAUGUUAAAUUAAUACCAUCAUUAUUACCACAAAAUAAUAAUAAUACUACUACCACAUUACCAUCAUCGUCAUCAUCAACUAAUACUACUACUACCACCACUAAUAAUAAUAAUACACCAACAUCAAUUGAUCAACAAAUUCAAUUAUUAAAUAAAAAAAGAUCAGAAUCACUUUCAAAUGGUAAUAAUAAUAAUAAUAAUAAUAAUAAUAAUAAUAAUAAUAAUAAUAAUAAUAAUAGUUGUUUUAAAGAUGAUCCAAAUAUAUUUUUUCCAACAUUUAAUAAUAAUUUAAGUAGUAGUAAUAGUAGUAGAGUAAAUACUGAUAAUGGGUCAAUGUCAUUUAGUAAAUCAUCAAGAUCAAUUAGAAAGAAUAGUUUAUCAUCGUCAUUUAGUAGUAGUAGUAAUGCAUCAGCAUCGAUUUUAUUCCAAAUUAAAGUUUAUGUACCACCAUUUCAUGAACAUACAAUUAUAUUAAUAGCUGGUGGUGAUACAUUAAAAGAUUUAUUAGAGAAACUUGGUAGAAAAAAGAAAAUGUUAUUCAAUGAAUUUAAAUGUAAAUUAAGAUAUUACGAUUCAAAUAUUGAUUUACCAUUGGAUACUUUAAUUUCAUCUUUAAAAGAUUCCGAUAGAAAUCCAUUAAAAUUAUUCAUGUUAUCAUUUGACUAUAUUAAUAAAUUUAAUAAUAUAACUACAAAUAUCCAACUUUCAAAUUAUUUUAUAAUUUCAUAUAAUAAUAUUAAAAAUAAUAAUAAUAAUAAUAAUCAUAAUAAUAAUAGUAUUUUACAAAAACAAUGGGUUAUAUUUGAUAAUCAGUCAAUUCAAAUUUUUAAUAGUCAUACAGAUCAACAACCAAUUAGAAUUAUUGGAUUGAAAUAUAGUAGUGUGAAACACUCAAAUUCUUCUCCAAAUUGUUUUAUUGUUAAAACUCCAUUUAGUUUAUUUAAAUUCACUCAUGACUAUUUUAAUAUCGUUAAUCAAUGGAUUGAUACAAUUGAGCAAUCUAGGGAAUACCAAGAUGGUAAUCCAAAUUUAAAAAGAAAACAAAAGAAAUUAAUUAUUAAAUCAUCAGAUUCUUUAUCGAAUACAACUUCUUCAUUAUCUUUCUCUGGUCAUUUCCCACCACCAAUUGAUAGAAAACAACAAAUUCUUGAAAUUAGAAAUAAAGAAAUUAAUAGAGUUUGUGUUGACUGUUGUUCAAAAGAUCCUGAAUGGGCUUCAAUCUCAUUAGGUUGUUUCUUAUGUGAUACUUGUUGUGGUAUUCAUCAAAAAGUACUUCCAAAUUAUUCUGAAGUUUUAUCAGUAAUUUUAGAUGAUCAAUGGGAAGAUAUUCAUAUUAAUAUUUUUGAUAAAAUUGGUAAUAAUAUUUCAAAUCAAUAUUGGGAAUAUAAUUUAUUAUCAAAAAUUGUAAAACCAAAUAGUUUGGCAUAUGAAAAAGAAAAUUUUAUAGUUUCAAAAUAUAAGAAAAAAGAAUUUACUCCAUCAGUAAAUAUACCAUGUCCAAUUUCAAUUUUUAAUAAUGAAUUCUCUAAACAGUAA
Dictyostelium discoideum AX4 is the source of this 2631-nucleotide messenger RNA. RefSeq lists its product as hypothetical. The record is from RefSeq and is a predicted model, not a curated record. The coding region runs from base 1 to 2631 and encodes 876 amino acids. The transcript is spliced from 2 exons. Lineage: Eukaryota; Evosea; Eumycetozoa; Dictyosteliales; Dictyosteliaceae. Gene Ontology annotation, molecular function: GTPase activator activity.